This is a messenger RNA of Hipposideros armiger (great roundleaf bat), 2591 nucleotides long. It is a transcript of the gene PCSK4, whose product is annotated as proprotein convertase subtilisin/kexin type 4. The transcript is spliced from 15 exons. Gene Ontology annotation, molecular function: serine-type endopeptidase activity. NCBI's taxonomy places the organism in Eukaryota, Metazoa, Chordata, Mammalia, Chiroptera, Hipposideridae. Bases 15 to 2435 code for a protein of 806 amino acids. Gene Ontology annotation, biological process: peptide hormone processing. The record is from RefSeq and is a predicted model, not a curated record. Gene Ontology annotation, cellular component: trans-Golgi network; Golgi membrane.
CCGCCCUCGCCGCCAUGCAGUCCGCCUGGACUGUUCUCUGGUUGCGCCUGGCUUUGUCCCUGGGCCUGGCCCUCGUUUGUUUCCUGGCUGUGGGGUGGGCUUCGGCCCGGGUCCCCAUCUAUGUCAGCAGCUGGGCCGUGCGGAUGUCCCAGGGUUACCGGGAGGCCGAGCGCUUAGCCUGCAAAUUCGGCUUUGUCAACCUGGGACAGAUCUUCCCUGAUGGGCACUACUUCCACCUGCGGCACCGGGGCGUGGUCCAGCAGUCUCUGACCCCUCACUGGAGCCACCGCCUGCGCCUGAAGAAAGACCCCAAGGUGCAGUGGUUUGAGCAGCAGACGCUGCGGCGGCGGGUGAAGCGCUCCUUGAUGGUGCCCACGGACCCAUGGUUCUCCAAGCAGUGGUACAUGCCCUGCCUGGCACAGAACAACCAGGUGCAGCCGGACCUGAACAUCCUGCAGGCCUGGAGCCAGGGGUUGUCAGGCCAGGGCAUUGUGGUCUCCAUCCUGGACGAUGGCAUCGAGAAGGACCACCCGGACCUCUGGGCUAACUACGAUCCCUUGGCCAGCUACGACUUUAACGACUAUGACCCAGACCCCCAGCCACGAUACACACCCAGUGAGGAGAACCGUCAUGGAACUCGCUGUGCUGGGGAAGUGGCAGCCAUAGCUAACAACGGGUUCUGCGGUAUAGGCGUCGCUUACAAUGCCCGAAUUGGAGGAUGGCUGGAGCUGGCCUGGACGGGUUGUGGUGCGGGUGGGGCUGUCUGCCAAGGCCCAACACCCACCUAUGCAGGCGUGCGAAUGCUGGAUGGCACCAUCACCGAUGUCAUUGAGGCCCAGUCGCUGAGCCUUCAGCCACAGCACAUUCACAUCUAUAGUGCCAGCUGGGGCCCUGAGGAUGAUGGCCGCACAGUGGAUGGCCCAGGCAUCCUCACCCGGGAGGCCUUUAGGCAUGGCGUUACCAAGGGCCGUGGGGGUCUGGGCACACUCUUCAUCUGGGCAUCAGGCAAUGGUGGCCUGCACUAUGACAACUGCAACUGUGACGGCUACACCAAUAGCAUCCACACGCUCUCCGUGGGCAGCACAACCCAGCAAGGCCAUGUGCCCUGGUACAGUGAAGCCUGUGCCUCCACGCUCACCACCACUUACAGCAGCGGCAUUGUCACCGACCCCCAAAUUGUCACCACGGACCUGCAUCACCAGUGCACUGACAAGCACACAGGCACCUCGGCCUCAGCACCGCUGGCUGCGGGCAUGAUCGCCCUGGCUCUGGAAGCGAACCCGUUCUUGACAUGGAGGGAUAUGCAGCACCUGGUGGUCCGUGCAUCCAGGCGGGCACAGCUUCAGGCCGAGGACUGGAGGACCAAUGGUGUGGGACGCCAAGUGAGCCACCACUAUGGCUAUGGGCUCCUGAAUGCCAGACUGCUGGUGGACUUGGCACGCACAUGGCUGCCCACACAGCCCCAGAAGAAAUGCGUCAUUCGGGUGCUGCAUACCCCCACCCCUAUCCUGCCGCUGACGCAAGUGAGGAAAAAAGCGUCGGCCUGUGCUGGUCACACCAACUACAUCCGCUCGCUGGAGCACGUACAGGUGAAGCUGUCAUUGUCCUAUAGCCGCCGCGGGGACCUGGAGAUCUCACUCACCAGCCCCAUGGGCACCUGUUCCACACUGGUGGCCAUCAGACCCUUUGACAUCAGCGGCCAAGGCUACAACAACUGGAUCUUCAUGUCCACCCACUUCUGGGAUGAGGACCCGCAGGGCUUGUGGACCCUGAGCCUGGAAAACAAGGGCUACUAUUUUAACACAGGGACACUGUACCGCUACACACUGCUGCUCUAUGGAACAGCUGAGGACAUGACAGCACGGCCCACGGGAUCCCAGGUGACCAGCAGCGCAUGUGUGCAGUGGGACACAGAGGGGCUGUGCCAGGAAUGCCACAGCCCCGCCUACAUCCUGGGCCACCUCUGCCUCUCCCACUGCCCACCACGGUACUUCAGUCACACCCACCAGGCAAUGACCACUGAGCUGGGGCACCUAGCAAUGCCCGUCCUGCGUGUAUGCUCCAGCUGCCAUUCCUCCUGCUACACCUGCUGCGGCAGCUCCCUGCUUGACUGCACCACCUGUUCUCUACCUUACAUACUGGAUAAGCAUUGGGGCUCCUGCUCAGGGCCUGCCACCCCCAAUGACUACCCCCAGCCCUCCGCAACUGCCCGUCCCUGCCGCCGUCACCUUGGCCCAGCCCAGGCCAUGAUGCUGGCCCUGCUGGCCAUGGCCUUUGGGAGCCCCCUCCUCUGCAGCAUCCUCUCCUUGGGCUGCCCUCCCCCGUGUGUGGGUCCCGCCAGUGCCAGAAGCCACCCCCAUCAAAACCCCAGUACCAGCUGCUGGCUGGAACCCGAAGACAUCUGGCUAGAAGAGUUAACAUUUGCCUCUGCCUAGGCCCCUGAUGGGCACUGCUGUCCCACUCCCUCAUUCCAGAUGAGUACCCAGGGCGAGAACCUGCCCCCAAAAGGCCCUGGCUGGCCAAUGAGGACCGAAGGCCAGGGGUGGCCCUCGUGGAAUCCUAAAGAGAGAGAGAAGGAAGGAAGGAAGGGA